AUGGUAUCUGCUACAACCUGCCUUGUCUUCGUCGGCGCGUCUGCGCUGGCCGUGCGUCUUGUUCUCUCCAUCUCUGCUCGCCGUGCGAAAAAGCGCGCCCUGCGUAAAGUGCCUGGACCCCCGAGUGCAUCCUUCCUCACAGGUAACUUGGCGGAGCUUAAUGAUGCGGAGGGCGUAGAGUUUCUCGAGCGCGUCCUCAAGGAGUACGGGCCCAUCUCCAAGUUACACGGGAUUGCUGGGGACAUCGUGCUCUGCACCUCCGACCCUCAAGCACUCUCGUACAUUCUUCAGAAGGAGGCCGAUAGCUUCUAUGAAGUCGAUCUGACCGGCACAACUGUAAUACUCGAGUACAUGUUCGGUCCGGGAUUAGUCUCGACAAACGGACCGCGUCAUCGCCGUCAACGUAGGAUGUUGAAUCCACUGUUCUCUACCGCACACAUGCGACGAUCGGCGUCUCUUGUUCAUUCUAUCACGCUCAAGUAUCGCGAGUACCUUCUCGCCGAAACGAAGAAGAGCGCGGGAUCCGUCGACGUUGCACCCGGUCUUGCACGCCUGGCGCUUGAAGUCAUCUCACAGGUAGGAUUCGGACAUAGCUUCCGUGCACUGGACGGGGGCUCGUCCGACUAUAUCCUCGCGUCGAAGGAGAUCUUACCGUCUAUAACGGGCUUGGCGCCGUUCAUCAUCCCUUUCGUUGCGUCAGGACUAUCAAGCCUUCCUCCGACUUUGCUUCGCACCGCUGGCGCCGGUUUGGCAACCAUCCUGCCUGCUUUGAAAAGUCUUAUGCGCGGCGUCGACACGAUCUUCUUGCACGCACGCAGGAUCUGGGAGGCGAAGAAGGCCGCCUUUGCUUCGGGAGAUGCUGUCUUGAAGGAAUCAGUGACGCAAGGUGGCGACUUGCUGAGUGUGCUGCUCAAAGAGAAUGCGCUUGCAACAGGAGCGGACAAGCUUCCUGAUGAUGAACUUCUGGCGCAGUUGAACACGCUCAUCGUGGCUGGCGCAGAAAGUACCUCUACCGCCGUCUGCUGCAUGCUCUAUCAUCUCGCGCUUGCUCCGAAGGUUCAAGAUGAUCUUCGCGCUGAGAUCGUCCAAGCGGGCGAGGAUCUCGGGUACGACGCCCUGAUGAACCUGCCCCUUCUCGAUGCAGUGUGCAGAGAGACCAUGCGCAAACAUGCAUUCUUCCCUUACCGCAGCCGUCUGGCCGUGAAAGCGGCCGUUAUCCCGUUCGCGAACGGAGAGACCCUCUACAUUCCGGCGGGCACCGAGGUCGUUAUGAGCAAUCAUGGUCUCAACGUCGAUCCGGCUAUCUGGGGUCCUGAUGCUCACGAAUGGCGGCCUGCGCGGUGGCUCGAGCCGCUGCCCGAGAGCGUCGUAGCCGCAAAGAUUCCCGGCGUAUACUCUAACUCCACGUCUUUCGGUUCUGGACCCAAAUCGUGCAUCGGAUACACUCUCGCGGUACUUGAAAUGAAGAGCGCUCUCGCCGUCUUGCUCCCUUCGUUCGCCUUCGAGCUGCCGGCUGACCAUGAGAUCGUCUGGCGCUCUGGUAUCACGCUCUCUCCCAGCGUCAAGGGCGAGAAAGGCUUCAAUGCCACGAUGCCAAUGCAAGUCCGGCGUGUGGAGGGAGCUGCAACUUAA
Peniophora sp. CBMAI 1063 is the source of this 1632-nucleotide messenger RNA. Lineage: Eukaryota; Fungi; Basidiomycota; Agaricomycetes; Russulales; Peniophoraceae. The record is from the annotation of a GenBank genome assembly.